Messenger RNA from Fimicolochytrium jonesii, 1540 nucleotides. RefSeq names its product phosphatidic acid phosphatase type 2/haloperoxidase. The record is from RefSeq and is a predicted model, not a curated record. Gene Ontology annotation, cellular component: endoplasmic reticulum membrane. The transcript is spliced from 5 exons. Gene Ontology annotation, molecular function: sphingosine-1-phosphate phosphatase activity. Lineage: Eukaryota; Fungi; Chytridiomycota; Chytridiomycetes; Spizellomycetales; Powellomycetaceae. The coding region runs from base 138 to 1490 and encodes 450 amino acids.
UGAGAGGAGUAUUUGAAUUUGCAUUGCAUGCUUCGGCCACGGCCUGUCGGCAAGCUCCCUCCUGAGAACUACGGUGGACGCUUGCUCGGUUCCUCCGUGGUUGGCGCCCCCCGCCUCCAGCUUAGAAGUCUGCAGUCAUGGACCUCAAACAGCGACACAAAGCCAAUAAAAGCUCUCCGCCGUCCCAGAGAUCAGGGGUGACAGAUAGGUCAAGCCAACGUCUGGAAGAGCCAAAGCCUCCGUACAACACCAGUCCGGCUGCUCAUGCGACGGACCCCUUGAACUCGGUAUCGGGAGGUGUCUCUCAUGGCAAGCUCAAAACGGCCAUACGGAAUGUCCUCUUGCCGUGCAUUCUGUGGGAAACACACGUUAUUGCAGCGUUGCAAGCGAAAAUCCGCUGCCGUCCCGUCGAUGCCUUUUUCAAGUACUUGGGAGCUCUGGGCACCCACACCGCCUUCUUGCUCGGUCUGCCUUGCUUGUUUUGGUUCGAAAGCGGGAACACUCUGGAGAUACAUGGACAAAGUGUGGACGUGAACAGGGUCUAUGGACGGUCUCUGGUUGUCCUCCUGGCUGCAGGGGUUUACGUAUCUGGAGCGAUGAAGGACUGGCUGGGUCUCCCUCGCCCUUUGGCUCCUCCGGUGAUCCGGUUAUCCACAUCAGCCUCGAUCGAUGUGGAAUACGGUUUCCCAUCCACGCACACCGCCAACGCAGUCUCGUUAUCGCUUUAUACAGCGCUUCACUUCCAUAGAUAUAUCGCCGACGGCUGGUCCGAAUCUGGACAGACAUUUGUAUAUUACGCAUUGGCAACCUACGCAGCGCUGAUCGCACUUUCGAGAUUGCUGACUGGCAUGCACACGGUGGUGGAUAUCGUGGGUGGGGCGAUCAUUGGCGUGGGACUUGUGUUGGUGCAUUGGUGGUGGAUUGUGGAGCCUAUGGAGGAAUGGCUGAUGACAAGCUGGACGGUUCCUCUGGCGGUAGUUCCACUCUGUGUCAUCCUGAUAAGCAUUCACCCGGAUCCUGAGGGCCCAUGUCCCUGUUUCGACGACUCUGUUGCCUUUGUCGGCACCCUCGGAGGCCUCUUGAUCGGAAACUGGCACUGGUCGAUGUACAACCCCGUUCCCCCUCCAACGCCAAACUCACAUGUGGUCCUGCUCGUUCUGGAACGCCUGACUUGCGGCAUAGGGCUGAUCGUUGUAUGGCGAGUCGUCACAAAGCGGAUAUGCUACAAGAUCUUACCGCCCCUAUAUCGACUCCUAGCCCUUCCUUUUGGAAGAAAGUUCUUUUCUCUUGCAGACAAGGACUACAACUCCAUCCCGUCGGAGCACGUCAGCUUUGCACCUUCCCUAUUACACCUUUCACAAACCGAAGCCAUGCGAUUCAGGCUUCCGCGCUACGACGUCGACAUUGCAUCCAAGCUGAUUGUAUACUGCGGAAUCGGAUGGAUCGCCGUGGAGGUCGCGCCAGUGGUCUUCACGCUGUUACAUAUCUAGAGGCAGAGACCACCUAGGCCUCGCCCGGUUAUUGCUUCCAGCGAUACCUA